GUACCUCUGUUUCUCUCUAGGAACUUUCUAGGUGGCGCUAUAUUAAUUCGAACUGAAAGCACUAAAGUCGAUCGUCGUUCGCUCGAGUUCCUACAAUAAGCAUGGCUGCCUUUGGGGACGAUCUUUUUAGUGUUUUUGAAGAACCGGCAGGCUCAUCCCUUAUUGAAAAACAAAAUGAAAGUAUUGAAGAUACUUCAGAGAUAGAAUGUGGGGAGAAACGUCCACUUCCUGAUCCAGGAGAGAGUGAAGAAGGCAGUAAACGUGUGCGAGUUGGACUUACAGAUGAAGACUUAAACUUGGCUGAAAUUUUACCAAAGGUGUCUGUACACCCUGUUGAAGGAACAAUUCCUGGCUGUACUCAUGAAGUAGCUGUGCCUACAGACGAAGAAUAUGAAGAGUUGAAACCUAUGGCAGAGGGCUACAAGCCUGCUAAGGAAUACCCUUUCAUUUUAGAUCCUUUUCAGAAGGAAGCUUUGAAAUGUCUUGAGAAUAAUCAAUCAGUUUUGGUGUCGGCCCACACAUCUGCAGGAAAAACAGUUGUAGCAGAAUAUGCCAUUGCCAUGUCAUUAAGGAACAAACAGCGUGUAAUCUACACCACACCAAUCAAAGCUCUUAGCAACCAGAAGUAUCGAGAAAUGUUUGAGGAGUUCCAAGAUGUAGGGCUGAUGACUGGUGACGUCACCAUAAACCCCACUGCUAGCUGUCUCAUCAUGACAACAGAGAUUUUGAGGAGCAUGUUGUACAGAGGGUCAGAGAUCAUGCGAGAGGUCGGCUGGGUCAUUUUUGACGAGAUCCACUACAUGCGAGACAAAGAGCGAGGUGUUGUGUGGGAAGAAACCAUUAUUCUUCUGCCAGACAAUGUGCAUUAUGUGUUCCUGUCAGCUACAAUACCAAAUGCCAGACAGUUUGCAGAGUGGAUCUGCCACCUUCAUAAACAACCUUGUCAUGUUGUGUACACUGACUACAGACCAGUUCCUCUACAGCACUACAUCUUUCCCGCUGGCGGUGAUGGCCUUCAUCUUGUUGUAGACGAGAAGGGAGACUUUCGUCAGAACAACUUCAAUGCAGCUAUGUCUGUUCUGCGGGAUGUUGGUGAUGCAUCAAAAGGAGAUAUGUCUAAUAGAGGAAGGAAAGGAGGAACAAAAGGUCCAUCAAAUAUUUUCAAAAUUGUAAAGAUGAUAAUGGAGAAAAGCUUCCAGCCUGUGAUCAUCUUCAGUUUCAGUAAGAAAGAGUGUGAGGUAUAUGCCCUACAGAUGGCCAAGCUGGACUUCAACACACCAGAGGAGAAGAAGCUUGUGACAGAGGUCUUUGACAAUGCCAUUGAUUCCCUCUCUGAUGAGGACAAAACGCUUCCCCAAGUCGAAAAUGUCCUCCCUCUGCUAAAGAGAGGUAUCGGGAUCCAUCAUUCCGGAUUACUCCCAUUGCUGAAAGAAGUGAUUGAGAUUCUUUUCUCGGAGGGUCUUAUCAAGGCAUUGUUUGCGACUGAAACAUUUGCAAUGGGACUGAACAUGCCGGCAAGAACUGUGGUCUUCACCAAUGCUAGGAAAUAUGAUGGCAAAAGUUUUAGAUGGCUGACCUCAGGUGAGUAUAUUCAGAUGAGUGGUCGUGCAGGUAGGAGAGGCUUAGAUGAUCGUGGUAUUGUCAUCCUCAUGGUAGAUGAGAAGAUGAGUCCAAACAUUGGCAAAAACCUUCUACAGGGCCAACCUGAUCCACUGAACAGUGCGUUUCAUUUGACGUACAACAUGGUGUUGAAUUUACUACGAGUGGAGGAGAUUAAUCCUGAGUACAUGCUUGAAAAAUCUUUCUACCAGUUCCAGAAUUAUGUUGCAAUACCUGAACUCAUAGAAAAAUUAAAAACCCUGGAAGAGGAUUACAAUAGUAUGAGUGUACCCGAUGAGGAGAACGUUGAAACGUAUUACAAAAUACGCCAGCAGCUAGAGAGAUUAAGAACAGAGAUACAAGCAGUGUUAACAAAACCUAAGCAUUGUCUCCCGUUCAUGCAGCCUGGUAGACUUGUUCAUGUAAAAAAUGGUGAUGAUGUCUUUGGAUGGGGUGUCAUUAUUAACUUCAGGAAGAAAGCCAACCAGAAGAUGGCUUCACCAACGGAUGACUCUCCACUUUAUGUUGGUGAGGUUCUCCUGGAUGUUUCAAAAGAGAGCAUAAAAAAUGCUGCCACAGAAUCUGCUAAACCACCUGCUGAAGGUGAAAGGGGAGAAAUGACUGUUGUUCCAAUUAUGCUUCAUCUGAUAACGAAAAUAAGCAGUGUAAGAUUGUACAUACCUAAGGAUCUGAGACCCACAGAUAAUAGGCAGAGUGUUGGCAAAUCAAUACAGGAGGUACAGAGAAGAUUUCCAGAUGGUUUACCACUUUUGGACCCAAUUGAUGAUAUGGGAAUUAAAGACAAAGCUUUGAAGAAAAUAGUAGAGAAAGUUGAAGCAUUUGAAAGCAGAAUGGUGAACCAUUCCUUACACAAGGACCCAAAACUGAACGAAAUAUAUUCAGCUUAUGAAAAGAAAGCACAGAUUGGUUUAGAUAUCAAGGCAGCAAAAAAAGAAUUGAAGAGAGUUAAAACAGUGAUAAAAAUGGACGAGUUGAAAUGCCGGAAGAGAGUGCUAAGGAGGCUGGGCUACGCAACUUCUGCAGAUGUCAUUGAGCUCAAAGGAAGAGUGGCGUGUGAAAUCAGCACGUAAGUAGAAAAUUAAACACAAAUGUA
Anneissia japonica is the source of this 2713-nucleotide messenger RNA. RefSeq names its product exosome RNA helicase MTR4-like. Gene Ontology annotation, molecular function: RNA binding; RNA helicase activity; ATP binding. The coding region runs from base 102 to 2690 and encodes 862 amino acids. The record is from RefSeq and is a predicted model, not a curated record. The transcript has 19 exons. Lineage: Eukaryota; Metazoa; Echinodermata; Crinoidea; Comatulida; Comatulidae. Gene Ontology annotation, biological process: maturation of 5.8S rRNA; RNA catabolic process. Gene Ontology annotation, cellular component: nucleus.